CACCUUGCCAAUGCCAAAUGCUUGCAUGAAAAUAUUUUUUUUGUUUUGGAAAAUUCUCCUUGUUAAGCUAAACAGCACAAACAUUACUCUCUUCUAUGCAAAUGCAGCUUUUUACUCAGAAUCUACAGGAUGAAAUACUGAAGGUGGAGCUGUAACCUUCGGUUUCUCCAUCCUCCAAAUGUUAUUGCGCGUUUAACGCUUUGCGGGUCGUAUCCAAUUACGUAGUCCUUCGGAGAGGGAAGAAAAACCUCGUUGGCCACGGAUUCGCUAUCCUGUACAGUACUGAAAUAAGGGAUUGUUCGAUAUCUUGUUUUUAUUGAGAAUUGAAUACCAUUAUUAAUUUAAUCACGGGUUAACUGGAAAUCAGUUUUGAUGAUGACAUCACAAUCCAGCCUAACUGGAUUUUCUAAACUUCACAUGACUUGUCAACAACACUGAACCGAGAAGGAGCAGUUCAAUCAUGCCCUCUAUGCAGAAUAACCCACUGGGCUUUAGUGAGGGAAGAAGCCAGGGCAUCUCUCAACUGCUGCACUUGUGGCCUUGAAGCUGUUGGAGUUGGCCUCGAACACAGCUUGGAUCGUGUGUUUGGACUCUAGCGGUCACGUCUUGGAAAUAGAUGGAUGACCCUGUCUGCUUUUGAGCCUGUCUGAGCCAACGUCCUGACGGGAGCACUGUCUGAGGAAGAGCAAAUAUGUCCCUCUCAACAGUUCUGGCAAAGGCCCUGUUUGACAAUGCGGCAGAGAGUCCAGAAGAGCUGGCCUUCCGGAAGGGGGACAUCCUGAUGGUUCUGGAGCAGGAGCAGGGAGGAGGCCCGGGCUGGUGGCUAUGCUCUCUCCACGGGCGCCAGGGCAUCGCUCCUGCCAACCGCCUCCGCCUCCUCCACACCGCCCCGGGGACCGACGCCCAACCCCCUGGCCGGGCCCCCAGCGAGGACUCUGUGUACCUCUCCCCGGGUCCGCUGGCCCGUACGGCGGCCCCCACGGAGGACGCAGACGGGGUCUACCGCGCCCCGGCCAGCCUAGGUGAGACGCUGUACCAGAGCCCGGGGGCGGUGUCUGUCGCCUCCAGACCAGGGGUUCUCCGGCAGGUAGAGGUUGGUGGACGCCCGCGUUCCCACUCCAGCUCCGGGACACGUCCCUGUCCUGAUUGGGACGUGGGGGGGGCGGGACGCCCGCGCUCGCCCUCCCUCCGGGGCAGGGGCUCCGACUCGGCCGGGACCCUCUACCAGACCCCCUCAUCCCCCACACCGCUCGGUCACCAGCUCCACAGACUGACAGGGGGUCUGGCCGGAGCUCCUGGCCAAGAGAACGUCUACCUGGCCCCCAGUGGUAUGCCCAGGGUGGUGGGUCUGGCUCCGGGGGGGCCGGAGGACAACACCUACCUGGUCCCUCGGGAGGCUGUAGCCGCUGGCCACUCAGACGGCUGUUACCUGGUCCCCAGAGGCACGGUGGUGCCCAGCGAGGAGGUCUACCAGUCUCCCACCGGAGGGGCACCUGGGGUGGCUGUGUCGUCCCAGGUCACGCCCCUCGCCACCAGGAUCGUGGAGGCUCAGAGCCUCGCCACCUCUCAUGUGAACGGGGGGACGCCCGUCAAGCCCCUCACCCCUCAGAGCAAACUCGCCCAGGACCCCUCCAGGAUGGUGUACCAGAGCCCCACCCCUGUGGGGGCCGGCCUACUCAGGACUCCGCCCGCCCCCGGACAGAGAUCCCCUAAACCCCAGCUGAAAGCGGCGACCCCCAAAACCUCGGGAAGUCCGGGUGCGGUGCCCUCCACUCCCCCGGUGGCCAGAGGGAAGCUGGCCCCGGCCACGCCGCUCAGGGGAUCCCCACUACUGGCCAGGGCAGGACAGGCGCACGGCAGGGUGGCCGGAUCCCCGGGCGUUGCCCGUAAGCCCCCUCCUCCAGCACCUCCGGUUAGAGGCGUCACCAGGAAGGACUUGGCCCUGUCCGGGAGCCCUGUCCCCCCCUGUCAGCCCGUCCUCUCCACCCCGCCGUCUGCUCCUGUAGCCCAGCAGCAGGACGGCAAACGGAUGACAUCGGACGAAAAGAAGAAUGGGCUAAAUAAGAAAGGUGAAGACAGAGACCCGGGCGACGAGAGCCUGGACGAACAGGUGUAUGACACCCCCCCCAGCAGCAGGUGGCAGCGAGCAGCCCCGGCCGUGCUGUGUGACAACGACGAGAGCAUCUACAACACCCCCCGCUCCCUCCCCCCACAUGCCGACAGCCAGUCUGAGGUGUACGAUGUUCCUGCUGCGCUACUCGCUACGUCGUCUGACUCCCAGCAGCCGGCCCACAACGUCCCAGCGCUUCUUAUAACAGACGAAUCAGAGGAGGACGUGUACAGUGUUCCCACCCUCCCCGGCCUCCCCCUGGGCCCGGAGGACACCACUCUCCCCCUGGAUGUAAGGGAACAGGGCCAGUUCUACUCGGUCCCCGGCCCAGGGAAGAGGGCCCCGCUGGGGCUGGGCGAGGGCAGCGACCCGGGGUCCUCCUCCGAGACAGACUGUGGCAUCUACGACAUGCCCGCUCUCACCCUGGAAGUCCCGCCGUCUCCGGCCAUGUCCACCUCGUCUUCGUCUUCCACCCGUCGGUUAUCUGUGUCCAGUAACGGCUCUGGCGACGGUCAGUGGAGGAACUCCCUCUCUGGUCUUGUCCAGUCGGUGCUUAGCUCCAUCUCAGCGACGCCUGCCUCCUCAAGGGACCUGGCCGUGUCAUUGGCCGAAAUCCUGUCCGUCUGGAAAUCAAGUCAACCCGGCGACACCCCUCCUCCCCUUCAACAGGCUUGGGCCCGCCUCUCAGACCUGCUUCCUGCUUUGUCCGCUGGUGGCCACGCCCCCCCGUCAGACGCCCUCCUCUCCAUGGUCCAACGAGCUUUAGAAGACUCCACCAUCCUGCUCCAGACCCAGGGGAGGCCCCGCCUCUCGUCCCAGGACUCUCUGUCGCGGAGGCCGCUGCCGGCCCUGCCCGUGGCGGAGGUGAAGCCCUCAGGGGGCGGUAUGGGGCCACGCAAGGGCAGCUGGAUCCAGGAGAGGCCCUUACCCCCCACACCCCAGCCCACGUUCCCUCUCACCCCCGCGCAGCCCUCCUCUGUGAUCAUGGCCAUCACUGUUGGGCAGAAUGAUGGGGAGGAGGAGCUGGGGAACGAGUAUGCCGGGAUAGGACUGACCCCUGCCCCGGCUCCUCUUCCUGUUGGGGACAGCGUGGGAUAUGUGAAGCUGCAGGGAAAACCUGAGCCCCCCUCAGAUGCCCAGACAGAGAAUGGGUCAAACCAGACCUUCCGCAGCACAGAGCCUAGGUUGAGCCCCUCCCCUCCUCUGCCCGUCUCUCUCUCUCUGGAAGACUCAGAGCUGCUCUCCUUCUACUCGUCCCAGAGUCUCUCUCACCUGUCUUGUCUUGCGGACUCCAUCGAUGUGCUUUUCACCAGCGUACAGGGGAACCAGCCGCCCCGCGUCUUUGUUUCCCGGGGGAAGAGUUUGAUCGUGACGGCGCACAAGCUGGUUUUCAUCGGGGACACUCUCUCCCGCCUCCUGACUUCUCCCGACCUCAGGGCGAAGGUCACAACCUCAGGUGGGCGACUGUGUCAGGCCCUGAAGGCCGUUGUCGUAGCCACGAAGGGAGCAGCCCAGAACUACCCAUCAGUCUCUGCCACCCAGGAAAUGGUGGACUGCGUGGCCGAGCUGUCCCAGCAUGCCGCAGGCUUCUCUGGCCUGCUUCAGCGCCUUGCUGAAAUAUCGUGACGAUAUUUCUCUUCUUAAAGCGUGUUUACAAUACAUUUUCUCUCUACUUUGAAAUGCCUUAGUUCUUACAGUGUGUCAUUAUUCUCUUUUAUAUUGAGCGAUUUGAUGUUUGAGGUGAGUGAGGUGCAAUCAUUGAUUUUCAGUGCAGAAGAGGAACUGAGAUCUGUGCCUCAUUUUCAUUGAGUUUGAUUUUGUGUGCACUUGUGUUCUAGUAAGUAUGUGUUGGUUGGGCUUUUGUUUGUUUCAAUAUUUACCCGCUUUGGUGCCGAACACACUUCUCGUCUUGUGUGUUGAUAACUUAUUAGUGAUUGAUGGAUGUUUGGUUUUGGUCAUUUUUUAACCCACUUUGUGACAUUGUGUGUCUUGUGGGCUACCAUUCUAUGGGAGACAGUCCUAGUUCUGUUCGGUUGCUAUCUUUUCCUCCUACAUCGACAUAACUGUUUAUUUUCUUAUCUUUGCAUCCUUUAUUGUAGUAGGGUUGCACAGUUGCAAAAUUGUAAUUCCUCAAACAUCGCAACCCUUAUUUUAAGUAGCUUUCCACUCCUUCACAAAAUUAGCAAAAUGUAUCUAAAAUCGUAACGCUGUGUUUAGGUCAGGGAGGGCUUGAAGGUACAACUUGAAUUUGACGCUGAAGUUUGCAACAUGGCUACAAUCGAUCUGGGACACAGUCACUUUUUGACAUUGUAGUGUGGGAGAGAGGGGGGGGGGUGACUGCUUCAUGGGAUUAACGGAGGAGAGACCGUGGCUUCCAAUAACCUGAGUAGAAAGGGAGGGUGAUGCAAUAGGUCUUAGUCACAAUGUCAUUUCCCACGGUUAGGCGAAAAAACCUGUCUGCCAACUUUCACCUGUCUGCACCUGCCUUGCUUUUCCUACAAAGUCACACUUUACCCUGUCGUCCUCUCAGUUUCUUUCACAUAUUAUGCUCUUCUACAGCCUUGCUUUCCUACCCUCGCUGUCUCUUGCCAGUUGUCCAGCAGAUGAGUUGUUUUUUUGUCCUCUAUGCCGGCUGCUGACGGACGGUGCUGGCUUUUACAACCACUGUAGUCAAUGAGAGCUUGUGAGCCAUCCACGCCCAGACAGCUAUGCCAAAAAGGGCAUUUUAAUAGUGCCUGUGUAUCUCCUUAAAGUUUGUGUCCUUGUCUCCCUGCACAGGUCUUCAGUGCCCAUACAUUACCUACGGUUUUCAUCCUGUCUAGAGCCCUGAAGCCUUUUUUAGGCUUACAAAGAGUUCACCACGUUGUUUCUGGAGCUGUACCUAUCUAACCCUGUCUGAUCUUAGGUAACUGCAAAUGGGGUCGGGGGCUGCGGGUUUAUUUGGGAUUGGGGUGCGCCUUCAAGGUUCUCUAUUGUUGAAUGACACUAAUCUCCUCUGCAAACCCCUUUACUCCCUGCCCUCGCCAGUGUUGCUGGCUCAUAAUCUGUGUAGCAGAGGUAUGUUGGUAAUUGGAGGAUCAGAUUAACAAAUAUGCGUCAGUGCCAAAAAAACAACAACAAAUUAAGAUAUUUUCGCUAAACCCUUGUCUAAGUGUUUUUGCAUUUGAGUGUCACCUAGUGGUUGGUAGCAGUAUUACAACAGAAUGCCUGCACAGUGCACACAACACUUUCAAACUGCAUACUAAAAGAAAAGCGUCAUCAUAAUUAAUUGUAUUUAUUGAUCAUUUAGCAUUAGCUUUGUGGUCUGCAUGGCUUUAAGUAGCUUUUUCUUAUUUGGACAUAUUUAACCAGGGAUGUUUUCACUUCAUACAGUGAAUUACACUUUAUUACAAUAAUGGUUCAAAAGAACACAGAGAAAAGCAGUUACAGUUUUAUUAAGCUAUAAUUGGUUUUGCCUUUUUUUGUACCAGAAUGUAUUUUUAAAAGCUUUUUGUUUUGUAAUUUGUUUUUACACUAAUGUGAAUUUGUUGGGAUUCACUCCAUGGCUAAACAAGGCAUUUGGGACUACACUUCAUGUAAAUUGAACACUACAAAGAUGCCUGUCAUUUGACUCUGUUCCCCUCUAAAAUGCACAAAUAAAUUUUUACAAUUACA
Molecule: messenger RNA, 5764 nt
Organism: Esox lucius (northern pike)
Lineage: Eukaryota; Metazoa; Chordata; Actinopteri; Esociformes; Esocidae
Gene: efs
Product: embryonal Fyn-associated substrate
Exons: 8
Coding region: 692-3736 (1014 amino acids)
Biological process (GO): cell migration; cell surface receptor protein tyrosine kinase signaling pathway
Cellular component (GO): plasma membrane; cytoplasm
Molecular function (GO): protein binding
Source: RefSeq, a predicted model, not a curated record